Molecule: messenger RNA, 1281 nt
Organism: Paramecium sonneborni
Lineage: Eukaryota; Ciliophora; Oligohymenophorea; Peniculida; Parameciidae
Source: the annotation of a GenBank genome assembly
AUGGGAGGAAAAGAAUCAAAGGGAUAUUAAAAUGAUCGCUAAAUUAUAAUAAGAGAGAUAUAUACUAAAACAACAGAGUAAGAUCAAUCUUAGACUUCUUAAGUAAAACCAAUAGAAAAGGUUUCUAAUCCUUUUCCAGAAAUACCAAACUAUAUGGAUUAAUUAAGUUAAGUUUUACCUGAAAAUAAGUAUCCUAAAGUACCAAAUUAUUUGACUCAUGAAUUGAUUACAGAUUUAUAGAUGUUAAAACAUAUAUUAACAACAGCAUCUACUUGUUAAUAAAAAUCAAGUAACUUAAAUAUUGAUCAACCUCUUUAUUCUUCUAAACUAAUAGAAGUUAAUCAACAUCAAAAUAAAUUACAAUCGUUUUAAUCUUCCUUACUUUUUGAGAUUUAAUAAGGAUAAUUGUCAUAAAUUAUAUAAAGUGAUGAAGAAGAAUUAAUGAAGAUAAAGUUAAGUUAAAUUGUAGAGAGUUUUAAGUUAAUAGCUAAAUAUGCAUUUUAUUGUUAAGGUUUAUUAGACAGAAUACCUGAAACAUCAAAAGAAUUUCUAGUUUCAUUAAAUAAUCUUAUAUUGAGUAUUAAUAUGAAUUCUAUCUUAUUAUAAUUUAUAGGAUAUUAUGAUUAAAAUAAUAAAAUGAUAAGAGAAAAUGCUUAGUCUUUAUUUCAAUAAUUUUUAGAGUCAUAACAAUUCAAUUAAAUGAUUUUAAAACAUUUAGAAUCAGUUAAGGAAUAAUUAAAUAAUUUAGUACCUAUAUUAUAGAAUAUAAAUGAUUGUUCAAAUGUUUACUAAUAUGAAAAUGAGAAGGAUGAAUCACUUAUUGAAAUUUAUCAAAAAAUUUAAACAGAACCUAAAAAAUAGGAAUUUUAAAUUAAAUAAUUAAUUGAAUAAAAGUAUUAAAUAUAAUAUUAUACUAGAUAAUAUUAAUAAAAAGGGAUUGAAAAAGCUGAAUAGAUUUUGGAAGAUUAAAAAUAUGAGAAUUUUGUUCAAACUAAAUUAGAUGAAAGUGAAGGUUCAAAAUAAUUCACUUUAUUAUUGAAAUAGUUCAUAGAUAUCUUGGAAUAGAAAAUAUAGAAUUGGGAAAAUAUUUUGAGAGAGAUACUUAAAGCAACAACUGAAAAAGAAAAAAUAAGAUAACUUUUAUGCGAAUUUAGCAAAUUGUAAAUUUAAUCUUCGUUAUAUUUGGUACAUUUUUGUAUUAACGAAUUACAAUAUAAAUUGGUAUAUGAUGAUUCAGUUGCUUAGUUAUAGAAAUUGGUUCAAAGAAUAGAUAAAAUAUGA